Messenger RNA from Ricinus communis (castor bean), 1541 nucleotides. RefSeq lists its product as uncharacterized. The coding region runs from base 123 to 1400 and encodes 425 amino acids. Lineage: Eukaryota; Viridiplantae; Streptophyta; Magnoliopsida; Malpighiales; Euphorbiaceae. The transcript is spliced from 4 exons. The record is from RefSeq and is a predicted model, not a curated record.
GAUGUAAUGCGACAAAAAAGAAAUUGGCUUUAAUAAGAAGUUCAGCUUUCUUAGGCUCAUCGCUAUCAUAUCUUCUCCUUCUUCACUCGCACAUCAAAUUUGUUUCUCCAUUUUCACUUCAAAUGGCAGAUGAAUCAAAACAACAACAAAACGAAGACGACCCAGAAACUAUCUCUUCUUACUUAGGUCUAAGCUUCGGUCUUUUCUUAGCAUUAUUACCAACAAACUCAAUCUCCUUAUUACAAAAGCAGCAAACCCAAAUCAAAGAACUGUCAUUACGCCUAUUCCAAGCUGAAGAACAGCUAAAGCAAAUGAAAUCAAGAAGAAAAGAAGACUCGAAAGCAAAUGCAAGAGUUGUUGAGAUCUUUGCUAGUCAUAGGAACGCUUGGCAAGCUGAAGAGAAGCGGUUGUUGAACCAGAUCGAUGCUGCUAGUGAAGAAAUGGGUUCUCUUAGAGCAAGAAUUCAAGAUUUGGAAACUGAGAGAGAAGAAUGGAAAGUUAGAAUUCAAUAUUUGGAAAGAGAAGUUGGAGAAAGAGAGGAAAUGAUUGGAUUUAUGUCAAGAAACGCUGUUAAUGUUGAUAAUGAUUUUGGAGGUGAGGUUGAGGAAGAUGUGUCUGGUGCUUGUGGGAAUAGGGAGUGUUAUAGUGGGGAUGAAGAGAAUGUGAAUUUUCUUUACAGCCAACAUCCUAUUGGUGGUGGUGGUGGUGGUGGUGGUGGUGGUGGGGUUGGGGGUUUUAGUUCUGAUUUCUUGCCUUCUGCUUCUAAGUUUUGGGCUGAGAAAGCUUCUUUAUGGCAGGAUAUGCAAUAUGAAUCUCUUGAAUCACACUAUCAUAUGAAGCAUUUUGUAGCAAGAAGGGAGUCUCCAUGGAAGGUAGAUGGUGAAUCCACAGGAAUUUCCUCCAAGUUAAAGUUGCUUGAACAAGAACUCCUGAACUUGGAAAACGUUGGCAAAACUGAUCCAUCAAAGGUUCCAUCAUUGAUGAGGAAGCAGGCAAAGAGAUACCAAGCUCUUGCAGGGAAGAUUGAUGAUCUAUGCAGAAGAAUGCAAGCCAGUGAUCCCUGUGAACCUACGCUCAGCUCGGAGUUCCGUACACAAAGGCAAACAGAGUUUUUACUUGAAGCAUUUCGACUUCAACAGCGUGCUUCUGAAACUGGGCAGAAGUUGAUAGCAUUACAAACUGAGAUUGGGAAGAGUUACUAUGGGGAUGAACUAGGCCACCAGGGCAAGCUCACCACAAGACGUUCCUUCGACUCCAUCAGAAACAAUUUAAAAGAAGUUCAGAGAAAUUUGGAAAUAUGGUUGGCCAGAAUUAUCGGAGAUCUUGAAGGGAUUCUGGCCAGGGAUGGUGCCUCCCGGGCAAGGGAAUAUUAUGUUUCUAGAUAUCCUUUUGUUCAGUAGAAACUUGUGAUUUGGGUAGUAUGAAAUCCUGAUCUAACUGAAGUGUAUUACAGCUCUUUUGGUAGAUAGGCUGAUCUGUAGUUUAAGCCCUGAAGCAGCAGUUGGGCAUGCCAUGGAAAUAUAAUAAUUCCACUUUGUCUA